This is a messenger RNA of Phaeoacremonium minimum UCRPA7, 1107 nucleotides long. Its product is annotated as putative rrm domain-containing protein. The record is from RefSeq and is a predicted model, not a curated record. Gene Ontology annotation, molecular function: mRNA binding. The coding region runs from base 1 to 1107 and encodes 368 amino acids. Lineage: Eukaryota; Fungi; Ascomycota; Sordariomycetes; Togniniales; Togniniaceae. Gene Ontology annotation, cellular component: mRNA cleavage and polyadenylation specificity factor complex. The transcript has 3 exons. Gene Ontology annotation, biological process: mRNA alternative polyadenylation.
AUGGCCGAGGAAGACUUCGAAAUCGACAUAUAUGGCGAUGCCGGCGCGGAGCAGGGUGAUUCCAGGGGCGAGGACGUAAACUCACAUGCAUAUGAUGGCGAGGGGCACUCACACGACACGAACGGCGGCGGCCACGACUAUGAUGAGUCAAGAGACGAGGGUAUGGACGAUGGCCAUGACCGUGAGCAGUCAGCUUCUGCUACCGUAGCCCAAUCCAACCCUCCACAAGGUGUCAAAAGGAAAGAAGGAUCGGAUGAACGACCCGUCGACCCAGGCGCUACCACAGCCCUCUUAGUGUCAGAACUCAGCUGGUGGAACACAGACGAUGAUGUCCGCGGCUGGGCUAACCGAGCCAACUGCGAGGAUGAGCUGAAGGAUAUCACGUUCAGUGAGCACAAAGUCAAUGGCAAGAGCAAGGGGCAAGUGUACAUAGAAUUCACAUCACAGCAGGCGGCAACAGCGACGAAACAUCAGAUUGAUGCGCUGGGCAGCGAAGGACCCGGCCAGAAGAAGCACAGCGUCAUAUACUCAAGUCCGACUGUCAACCCUUUUAGGACGUUGCCAAAGGACGCUCCCGCUCGGGCAGGAAAGGACAACCGGACACCAUCGGGGCCCGGCUACAAUGAUCGGGCUCCGAAUGUCGGUGGCAACUUCGGGGGAGGUAACUUCCGUGGCCGAGGAGGAGGCUUCAACGGUCCACGUGGAGGCAUGGGUGGUGGUGGCGGCUUCAACCGGAACUUUUCUGGCAACAAUAUGAACAACUUUAAUAACAAUAACAACAUGGGGUUCAAUAACAACAUGGGAGGCGGGAACUUCGGCUUCAACCGCGGCGGCAUGAUGGGUGGAGGCAUGCGCGGAGGCGGUAUGAGAGGUGGACGGGGAGGUAUGAACGGAAUGAUGGGCGGUAUGGGCCCGAUGGGAGGCAUGGGUCCCAUGGGAGGUAUGCCAGGCAAUAUGGGGGGCAUGGGGAUGAUGGGAGGUGGUAUGCAAGGCUUCCAAGGCAUGCAGCCACACUUCAAUCCUGCCUUCUUCGGUGGCGGACAGAAUCAAUCAAGUGGCAACGACUGGCAAAACCCACACGGUGCGAAGCGUCCUCGACCGGAGUAG